CUGUGACCUGUGCAGAUGACCUCAGCUGAGAAGGCGCCUUAGAGAGGCCGGAGGAAGAGGAAGAAAUGGCUGGUUCUCAGGGAUUGUUAACAUUCAGGGAUGUGGCCAUAGAAUUCUCUCUGGAGGAGUGGCAGUGCCUGGACCCUGCUCAGUGGGAUUUGUAUAGGGAUGUGAUGUUAGAGAACUACAGAAACCUGCUCUCCCUGGGUCUUGCUGCCUCUAAGCCGGACUUGAUCACCUUUCUGGAACAAAAACAGGAGCUCUGGAGUGUGAAGAGACAUGAGGCAGUAGUAGCCACACACCCAGAUAUAUUUUCUCAUUACACCCAACAUCUGCAGAAAAAGCAAUGCAUAGAAACUCCAUUCCAGAAAGUAAUAUUGGGACUAUUUGAGAGUUGUGGCCUUGAAAAAAUACACUUAAAGAAAGACUUGGAAAGUGAGGCUGGGUGUGAAGGACAGAAUGAAUGUUAUGACACUGACAGAAAAGAACAAAUAUAUAAAACAUUUUGGAAUAAAUCUCCAUUUAUUUCAGUUACUUUUGCUGAACCAAAUGUCUCCGUAAGUAAAUAUCAACAUCAACAUUUGGAAUAUAAAGUUUAUCAGAAAGAAAAUUUGGAAAAUUUAAACAAUGACCUAGGCCAUAUUCAAAAUAAUGAUUUGGAUCAAUUAAAAUGUAAAAUUGGGUUAAAUGGUAAGUCAAAUAUUUCUGAAGAUCUGAGAUUUAAAAAUGAAGGAAAGAUUUCUAUAUGUGAUCAAUUUGAUGGGCCAUUUUUAAAAAGUUUAUUAUACUUCCACCAAAACCAUGCCAAAAUCUACAACUUUGAUCAGUAUGGGAAGGUCUUUACCCAUUCACCGUUGCUUCAGCAAUAUCCAGGAACAGAGAAUUGGGAAAGACAUCACACCUGUAACAAGUCUUCAAUAUCCUUUAGCCAGGGCUCUACCCCAAGCUGUUACCAGAAUAUUUAUCUUGAAGACAAAAAUUAUCAAUGUCCUAAUUCUGAUCAAACCUCUAACCAAGGCUCUAGCCCUAGAAAAUAUCAGAAAAUUCAUUUUCCAGAGAACCAUUGCAAAUGUAAAAAAUGUGACAAAGUCUUUCAUCAACACUCGGAGCUUAUUUUCCAUCAGUGUAUUCAAGUUCAAGAGAAGUCUUACGAAUGUGAUAAAUGUUUAGAAGCUUUUACCCAGUCAUCAAAUAAUACUCAACAUCAAGGACUCUAUUUUGGAGUAAACUUAUACAGAUAUAACAAAUGUGAGAAAGUCUUUAGUCAUUCAUCAAAUCGAAAAAAAUAUGAGAUAAUUCAUACUGAGGAGAAACCCUACAAAUGUAGUGAAUGUGGCAAAGCCUUUAAUCAUAGUUCACAUCUUACUGAACAUCAGAGAAUUCAUACUGGAGAGAAACCCUACAAAUGUAAAGUAUGCAGUAAAUCUUACACUCAUUCUUCAAGUCUUAUUCAGCAUCAGAGAAUUCACACUGGAGAGAAACCUUACAAAUGUAAUGAAUGUGGCAAAGCCUUUAAUCACAGUUCAAAUCUUACUCAACAUCAGAGAAUUCAUACUGGAGAGAAACCCUACAAAUGUAUAGAAUGUGGCAAAGCCUUUAACCGUAGUUCAGAUCUUACUGAGCACCAAAGAAUUCAUACUGGAGAAAAACCCUACAUAUGUAAAGCAUGCAGUAAAUCUUUUACUCGUUAUUCAACUCUUAUUCAUCAUCACAGAAUUCAUACUGGAGAGAAACCCUACAAAUGUAUAGAAUGUGGCAAAGCUUUCAACUAUGGUUCAAAUCUUACUGAGCACCAGAGAAUUCAUACUGGAGAAAAACCCUACAAAUGUAAAGCAUGUAAUAAAUCUUAUACUCAUUCUUCAAGUCUUAUUCAGCAUCAGAGGAUUCACACUGGAGAAAAACCUUACAAAUGUGAAGAAUGUGGAAAAGCCUUUUACCUUAGUUCAACUCUUAGCCGACAUAAGAGAACUCAUAGUAGAAAAAUUCUAUAGAUGUAAUAAAUAAGGAAAGCAUUUUAUCAAAAAUACAAAAGAAAUUUCAAGAAAGAUCAUAGAGAAAGAAACUUUACAGAUGCAAUAAGUAAGGGAAGUAUUUAAUUAAAACUGACCUAAUUGUAUCAAGGGAUUCAGAAAAAAGAAUUAAAGCAGACACUUUAAAACUUUACACCAAACCAGAGUAUUUAUUACUGAGAACAAUCUAAAGUGAAAACAGUUAUAUAAUUGAUACAUGUGUUUCAAAGAAGCAAGAACAUUGAUAUUUGGACAUUUACAAUUAUCCUGAGAUUCAAAUACAAUAAAUACUUUAUUUGUAUUGACAGUAUUUGAGGUGUUUGAAAAGUAUUAUUGAUGUAAUUCAACUCUCAAAUCAGUGGAUGUUAUGCCUUAAUCUGUUGAGUUUAUAUGAAAAUAUGUCAUCUAUUGUUUCUGCAUCAGAACUGGACAACAUUCUAUAUCAGGUGGACAUCAUUAAUAUCAAUUUUGUAAUGGAUGGAUAAUGGCAAAUGUAAAAUAUGUGAAGCAAACCUUAAAGAAUGUGCUCUUUGUGUUUGGACUGUAAAGCAGUGAUGCAUCUGUGCACAGAGUACAUGUCCAGUGUAUUCUUUUCCUGUAUCAAGAAGGAGAGAAACAUUCUGAAUUUUCUAAGUAAACUCUUUUGCCAAUUGUUUUUCAAGUAGCAAAAUCUGGCCAGUUGGUUAAUAUAUUGAGAUGUCUUUAUAGUAGAAUGAAGUAGAACACUUGGGUAUUAUUUGAUGUGAUAGAAAACAUAGUAGAAGAGGUGAAUAUCAUUGGACGUGAUAGAAGUAAAUACAUCUUCACAGGUAUCA
Molecule: messenger RNA, 2824 nt
Organism: Lemur catta (Ring-tailed lemur)
Lineage: Eukaryota; Metazoa; Chordata; Mammalia; Primates; Lemuridae
Product: zinc finger protein 660-like
Exons: 4
Coding region: 66-1991 (641 amino acids)
Biological process (GO): regulation of DNA-templated transcription
Source: RefSeq, a predicted model, not a curated record